Fusarium sp. VM40 is the source of this 345-nucleotide messenger RNA. The record is from the annotation of a GenBank genome assembly. Lineage: Eukaryota; Fungi; Ascomycota; Sordariomycetes; Hypocreales; Nectriaceae.
AUGGACUACGCAAGUAUCGCCACGCCAGAGUCGUGCUAUGCCGACUUUUGUCUUCUUCCCAUCGGAACAGGAAACGCCUCCGUCGCAGAGGAUAUUGCUGAGGUGCAAAGAGUCCUCAAGGCAAGCGGCUUGAAGUAUACGCUUCACUCUGCUGGAACAACAGUCGAGGGUUCCUGGGACGAGGUCAUGGCAGCUGUGGGAAAGGCACAUGCUGUUGUUCACCGUCGCGGCGUGGUGAGGGUUCAGUCAUCCAUGAGAGUUGGUAGCCGAACGGAUAAGAAACAGACUGCUGAGAGCAAGGUCCAGAGAGUUGAGAAUAUUCUGGCCAAGGACGAGUCUAAGUAG